GUCCCGGCGGGCCCAGGCCCGGGCUGUCCGUGCGAGACGCGGCUUCCCGGAAGAGGCCGAGACCCGGCGCGGAGAAGGCGGCGCUCGCGAGUGCGGGGAUGGCGGCCGAGCGGCCGCGGCCCGUGCUGCGCUCGGUGAACACGCGCGAGCCGUCCCAGGUCAUCUUCUGCAACCGCAGCCCGCGCGUCGCGCUGCCCGUGUGGCUCAACUUCCACGGAGAGCCGCAGCCCUACCCCACGCUGCCGCCGGGCACGGGCCGCCGCAUCCACAGCUACCGAGGUCACCUGUGGCUCUUCAGAGAUGCGGGGACACACGAUGGGCUUCUGGUUAACCAAACAGAGUUGUUUGUGCCAUCUCUCAAUGUUGAUGGGCAGCCUAUUUUUGCCAACAUCACACUGCCAGUGUACACGCUCAAAGAGCGAUGCCUCCAGGUUAUCCGAAGCCUGGUCAAACCGGAGAACUACAGGAGGCUGGACAUCGUCCGGUCACUCUACGAAGAUCUGGAAGACCACCCGAAUGUGCAGAAAGACCUGGCGCGGCUGACUCAGGAGCACUUUGAAAAUCAGCAGCUGGAAGAGCAGACUGAAAACCACAGCUGAAUCAGCGCUGCCCUAGGCCCUGGGUGGUCUCCCAGGCACUGCCCUAGGCCCUGGGUGGUCUCCCUGGCACUGCCCUAGGCCCUGGGUGGUCUCCCAGGCACUGCCCUAGGCCCUGGGUGGUCUCCCAGGCACUGCCCUAGGCCCUGGGUGGUCUCCCUGGCACUGCGCUAGGCCCUGGGUGGUCUCCCAGGCACUGCCCUAGGCCCUGGGUGGUCUCCCUGGCACUGCGCUAGGCCCUGGGUGGUCUCCCAGGCACUGCCCUAGGCCCUGGGUGGUCUCCCAGGCACUGCCCUAGGCCCUGGGUGGUCUCCCUGGCACUGCCCUAGGCCCUGGGUGGUCUCCCUGGCACUGCGCUAGGCCCUGGGUGGUCUCCCAGGCACUGCCCUAGGCCCUGGGUGGUCUCCCAGGCACUGCCCUAGGCCCUGGGUGGUCUCCCAGGCACUGCCCUAGGCCCUGGGUGUUCUUCUCCCAGGUCCACCAGGUGGAGCCGUGGAACUAGCCAGGCCUGCUGGGCCCCAGCCCUCCUUGAGAGGGAGUGGUCCGCAGAGCUCGGAGGCUGGGCACUGUGGUAUUUAGAUGCCCACCCUUUCUAGAACAACCAGGAGAAAGUAGCUGCAUUUCUGCCUCCUCCUCACAUGCCUUGUGCACAGAAAAUGGGAAGAGAGGUUUGUCCUUACAUUGGUUCUGGAGCCCAGCACUUGCUGGUCUGUAAAUACGUCUUUGCCGCAUGUCGGUCUCUGUUCCUUUUCGUAAGGCCGUGUUGUUCCUGUUUGGUUCAGCAUUCUUCAUCAGCAGGGUCUGGUUGACAUUUUCACCUGGGUGGGGGAGAGGCCAAGGCGCCCCCGGCCCUGGGCAGCUUCCUCCUAGCGGCGGAGUCGCGGAGUCUCCUGGGAGUGCUUCCUGGUUUUGUAAAUGUCCGUAUCCUGCCUUAGGGACCACACUUAGACUUAGUAAAUCAAAUUUAAUACUUCCAGCAGAUGUAGAUCUUUCUAAUGAAUAGGUUUUUUUAAAAAUCCCUCAGUAGAGAAGAAGUUGGAAAAGAGCAAAAGGAUCACUGUAGAUAUGCUAUUUAAAUAUUAAUUAAGCAGAAAAAUAACACUUUGAACCAUUUUUGUCAUGUCAUUUCGGGACAUACUUUAGUUUUUUACACAGUUGAUUUUACACUCGGUCUGGUUUUAUUUUAUCCUUCUUUCUUUGACUUUAUCCCUUGGUUUUCCUCCUGUUUCGUAAGCUCUCCUGCUUACAGACUUCCUUUUGUGAGUGAAGUUUGGGGUGUUUCCUGGUGUGCACGGUGCCUCUGGGCUGUGAAGUCAGGGAUGGGCAUGGAGCAGAGGCAGCUGCCUUCUUGUUGGCCUUCCGCUCCCCCGCUGUCUUCCUUCGUCUCCUUCACCGUGACGUAAGUUGGGUUUGGUUUCGUUUUAGCAUGUUGUGGUGGCGCUCAGUGACGCAGCACAGUGUUGGGUUCUGUGGGUGUUCCGGGCAGCUGUGUGAGCUCUGGGGGAUGGGCGCAGGGCUUAAGUAUCUGCUGGCCCUGGAGUAGUGCAGCACUGUUUUUUUCUUACCCUUUCUUUGUGUCGAAAUGAGAUUUAACAUUUGUGUGUGUGGCGGAUGGGGGUCAAGGAAUUCUGAAAGCCUGGAGCAGGGACAGGGUCCACCUUUCGCUUGAAUUUUGUGAGUGCAUUCAAUGCAUCGCCCUUAAGACACUCGUGUUUCCUACUUCACAUUUUUUAAAAAAAGCUGUUCUUUAAUACAUUAAAUGGUGCUAAAAGGAGAAUGAGUGAGUGGUGUUAUGU
This is a messenger RNA of Lepus europaeus (European hare), 2392 nucleotides long. It is a transcript of the gene VHL, whose product is annotated as von Hippel-Lindau tumor suppressor. The transcript is spliced from 3 exons. NCBI's taxonomy places the organism in Eukaryota, Metazoa, Chordata, Mammalia, Lagomorpha, Leporidae. The record is from RefSeq and is a predicted model, not a curated record. The coding region runs from base 99 to 599 and encodes 166 amino acids.